This is a messenger RNA of Otolemur garnettii (small-eared galago), 856 nucleotides long. RefSeq names its product CDC42 effector protein 5 (gene CDC42EP5). The record is from RefSeq and is a predicted model, not a curated record. Lineage: Eukaryota; Metazoa; Chordata; Mammalia; Primates; Galagidae. Bases 342 to 803 code for a protein of 153 amino acids. The transcript is spliced from 3 exons.
UCGGGGUGUUUCCACCAUCGCUUUCUAGUGCUUUAAAUCCCAGAGGCAAACUUCUGGGGAAAUAAGGAGGUUUGGAAGGGGGCUGUGCCUCAACCUUCUCUACUUGGGAACUGAGCUGGACCUGGCGGUGAUUACGCAGCUGCUUGGGCUCUUACCAUGGCCCCUGAGAGGGGCUGAUACUGUAGUUCCCGGUGCAGGUGAGGUCCCGCCCCAAGGAAGAAGGAAGAAGGCACUGGCAGGGGACCAGGAGGCGGAGGAGGCCUCCGAGCUGGGGACAGAGGGGUCCCAGUGGAAGCCGGAGUCGAGGCAGUGGACCUGGCCGGCUCAGGGAGGACCGUGAGAUGCCGGUGCUGAAGCAGCUGGGCCCCACGCAGCCCAAGAAGCGGCCAGAUCGAGGCGCCCUGUCCAUCUCGGCGCCACUAGGUGACUUUCGACACACAUUGCACGUGGGGCGCGGGGGCGAUGCCUUCGGGGAUACCUCCUUCCUGAGCCUCCAUGGCGGCGGGCCGCCUCCUGAGCCCCGGGCUUCACCUACCGGCGCCCCUCGCACGGCAGCGCCGCCCACCGUCCCGAAGCCCCCAGCUUCCAUCCUCAGCGCACCGGCGCCCGCUGACCCUCUGCUGUCCUUCCAUCUGGAUUUGGGCCCUUCCAUGCUAGAUGCGGUACUGGGCGUCAUGGACGCAGCGCGUCCAGUGGCUGCAGCCGUCAAGCCCGACGUGGACGCCCCCUCCGGGACGCAGCACCCCAGGGCCCGCUGCUGCCCCAAUGCGGCCCUCGAGUUGGACGACGUCAUCGGCCUUUAGGUUCCCCCAAUCCUUGCACCCUCCUCUCCUGACACCCCAGUUCUGUAUACAUA